Helianthus annuus (common sunflower) is the source of this 1731-nucleotide messenger RNA. RefSeq names its product cytochrome P450 81Q32. Gene Ontology annotation, molecular function: monooxygenase activity; iron ion binding; oxidoreductase activity, acting on paired donors, with incorporation or reduction of molecular oxygen. The coding region runs from base 200 to 1723 and encodes 507 amino acids. The record is from RefSeq and is a predicted model, not a curated record. Lineage: Eukaryota; Viridiplantae; Streptophyta; Magnoliopsida; Asterales; Asteraceae. The transcript has 2 exons.
GAUAAUUUACAUUACUCUGAAAGAUCGGAUCACACCUAUAAUACGACUGCCUCACCUUAGUAGCUACAUAUAAUACUAAUGUUGUUUUAAAAGCGUGAAUUUUCCCACACUAAAUAAAUAAUAAUGCAACCUUUUUUCAAGCUUAUUAUCUCAUUGCCCACUAAUAAAUGGUCAUUGUUACCAUUAGCUUCCUUGUUCGAUGGAUCAACGCCUGUUUUAUUUCUUCCUUCCCCUAUUUUCCUUGCUGUUCCUGUUUCUUCUUUCCAAAUUCCUUCUUCAAGAUCACAAAAAUAACAAAAACCUUCCUCCAGCCCCUUUUUCUUUCCCCAUAAUCGGUCAUCUGCAUCUAAUCCAUGAUCCAUUACACCGAGUUUUGCAGGCACUUAGUUUAAAAUACGGCCACGCUUUCAUCCUUCGGUUAGGUUCCUGCCCGGUUCUUGUUCUAUCCUCAUCAUCCAUUGUCGAAGAAUGCUUUACACAAAUCGACGUUUUCGAAUACCAACCAUGUGCUACCAUAGAAAAGCACAUGAAACACGACUACACCUCCAUGAUUACAACCCAUUAUGACCCUUAUUGGCGCAAACUCCGCCAUAUCACCACCAUCGAACUCUUCUCGAUUACACGACUCAACACGUAUACAAAUGUCCGGCUAGAUGAAAGCCGCUCAUUGAUCAAGACUCUAUUGCUGGGAAUUCUGCAUAAUAAUUUCACAAGGGUGGAGUUGAGGCCACGGUUGCAAGAUAUGUCAUUUAGCAUUAUCAUGAGAAUUGUUUCAGGGAAAAGGCACUUUGGUCCAGAAAUCGACGAGUUGACGGAGGCUCUGAACUUCCGUCAGAUGAUUACUGAAUUCGCUAAAGCUCGGCAUGUGUCGUAUCCAAAAGAAUUUUUGCCAUUCAUGCAGUGGAUUGAUAUUGAUGGUAUGAAGAAGACAUUACUGAGAUUAAAGGCAAAAAAUGAUGCAUUUUCAAAAGAUUUGUUAGAUGAAUUCAGGAAGAAAGAUGGUGUUUCUAACAAGAAAAUGAUUGACGCCAUGCUUUCUUUACAAGAAUCACUGCCUGAAAAAUAUUCUGAUCAGAUACUCAAGGGCAUUAUGUUGACAUUGUUACUUGUUGGUACGGAUAAUUCUGCAGCGACGAUUGAAUGGGCAAUGUCGCUUCUCUUGAACCAUCCACUUGUUCUUCAAAAAGCUCAAAUCGAGGUCGAUAAAAAUGUUGGACAAGACCACUUAAUACAAGAAAGUGAUCUUCAUAAGCUAAAAUACCUACAAAAUAUAGUCAACGAGACGCUCAGAUUAUAUCCUCCAUGGCCACUCUUCGUGCCACAUGAGUCUUCUAAUGAGUGCACCAUUGGAGGCUACAAUAUACCAUGUGGAACAAUGUUAUUAGUGAACACAUGGGCUAUCCAUAGGGACCCAAAGGUGUGGGAUGGCCCUACAAGUUUCAGACCAGAAAGGUUUGAAAGAUCAGUUGAUAAAGGGUAUAAUUAUAUGCCUUUUGGGAUUGGAAGGAAGCAAGGGCUUGGAGCCGGUCUAGCUAAUAGAGUGGUUGGUAUGGCUUUGGGUUCAUUGAUUCAGUGUUUUGAUUGGGAAAGGGUUCGUGAAAAGUUGGUUGAUUUAAAUGAAGCUAAAGGGUUAACAAUGAUAAAGAAUGAACCAUUAGAGGCCAUGUGUAAAGCAAGAGAGUGUAUGUUUAAGGUUCUAUCAAAAGUAUUAGAUGAUUCGUAGAUCUUUCA